UAACCUACUCAUCUUCUCAUCUCUUAUUCCUAUUAUACCCUCACAUGCGCUCUCUACUCCAUCUUCUACAAGCCCAAUCUAGUAACUUCAUACAUCCAAAAAUAGUCUCACAAACUUAAAACCUAUAUAAAACACACAUCAAAGAUCCCCAUAUUCACAAACCCUCAUCUCAUCAAAUCAAAUCAAAAACCAAAUGUCGUCUCAAGAAACCAUAUCAAAACAAAGAGAAGGAGCUGAGAUCUUCAACGGAGGAUCAACCUGCAAGCAAAAAGCAAACGAGAUCUUAUCGACCAUGAAUCUUCCCAAAGGACUUCUCCCUUUGGACAACAUGACAGAGAUCGGUCACAACAAAACAACCGGUUACAUCUGGAUCAAGAUUAACAAGAGCGUUCAGCAUCGGUUCAAGGCGAUCGGUAGAAACGUGUCGUAUGACUCGGAGGUCACUGCGUUCGUUGAGAAUCGUCGGAUGCGUGGUCUUACGGGGAUCAAGAGCAAAGAGCUUUUGCUUUGGGUUACCAUCUCUGAGAUCUUUGUUAAUGAUCAAGACCAAACUAAGAUUACUUUUGCUAAUCCGACGGGACUGUCACGUACGUUCCCUGUCACUGCUUUUGAGGAUGAAGAGAAGUGAUUUGUCAACGGUCUUGAACUCUGCUUUGAUUAGCCAUGUGUUUGUUCCUUCUCUUUGCUUAGCUAUAUGUAUUGUUUAUCUGCGUCUUUCCAGUUAUAAUAAUGAUAAAA
This is a messenger RNA of Eruca vesicaria subsp. sativa (arugula), 738 nucleotides long. Lineage: Eukaryota; Viridiplantae; Streptophyta; Magnoliopsida; Brassicales; Brassicaceae. The record is from the annotation of a GenBank genome assembly.